AUGGUGCUACUGUUUCAGCGCAAGGAUUCAAUUCUGAGCGAAGAUUCAAAGCGAUUUAUUAGUUCGCUGCCGUCAACAUUUAUGAACUUGUUUCGCAAACGGCGACAGCUACUACCUGUAUGGAGUUCGCAUAAGUACUGCGCUUUGAUCAAGUCGACAUUUUUGGUGUUUUACCGAGCAACAACAUUGGAAGAUACAAAAGUGCCUGGCUUCUGGCAGCAAAAUGCAAUGAAAUAUUUGAAUUUACAGAACUGCAAGAUUAAACUUAUUGAUGACGAUUCUGCUGGUUAUGUGUUCUGCAUCACACCCGAAUCGGGAAGAGGAUCUGUUUACUUUGCGGCUGAUUCAGAAAAGGAUCGAGCGAAGUUUAUUGCUCAAGCUGCAGCUGUACAACACCGAUUGCCAUCUUUGAAUGAUUUCACAUCGCUGAAAUUACUAGGACGUGGUCACUAUGGUCGUGUGAUAUUAGCAUCGUACGCCGCAGAUCGACAAUUGUAUGCAAUUAAGGAGAUGAAACUUGGUCAGGUGAAAGCAAAAGUUGUAUUUGCCGAACGGGGUGCCAUGGAGUGGGUUGGAAACCAUCCAUUUAUUAUGGGUCUGGACUUUGCACUAGCACGAGGUCGCUCAGUGUUUUUAAUCUCUAAAUUUAUGCAAGGUGGUGAUCUCUUUUUACAUAUGCAGAACAAUGGAGGAAGCUUUAGUGAAGAUGCUGUUCGAUUCUACGCAGCUGAGCUGUUACUUGCUCUCGAGCACAUGCACAACAUGUGCAUUUUACAUCGUGAUAUCAAACCUGAGAACGUUUUAUUGGACAACGAAGGUCACGUUAAGCUGGCAGAUAUGGGUCUUGCCAAACAAAUGGAUUCUAGAAAUGGACGGACAAAUACCAUGUGCGGUACAGACACUUAUUUACCGCCGGAAAUGGUCGGUCGGUAUCCGGAUGGUCAUGGUUUGUCGGUUGAUCUUUGGCAAUUUGGAUGCAUUCUCUUUGAAUUGCGUGCUGGAUAUCCUCCAUUUUACUUGCCUCAAUCUAGUCAGAAAAGUACACACAAGCGAAUUUUGUAUCAAUCUGUUCGUUAUCCAAACAACAUGUCAAGCGAAUUGAAGAGUUUGUUGGUGGCUUUGCUUGUAAAACGUCAAGAAGAUCGACUUGGUUACAGUAGUGGAGUCGCAGAAGUUAAGCGUCACAAGUUUUUUAAAGGAAUCGACUGGGAUCAAGUGCUUAAACGUCAAUUAACACCGCCACUUUUACCAGGACCUUCUGGUGAAAAUCUUGUGGGGAAUUUUGAUCCGCACUUUACAGAUCAACCACAUACGCUAUACGCCCCGGAUGAAAUUGCCAGUUGUUUUGAGCGUGAUUUUACCGGCUUCGACUAUGUGCGUCCACCCAAUGCAAGUGUGAAUAGCUCCCUCACUCCACUUGUAUUAAAUUUAUCGACAUCUUCUCGAACUAGUACUACCAAGGACAUGAUUGAAUCUACUGACAAUACUAUGUCGCGAAUUAGCGGUAACGAGCAACAAAGCACUUGCGAGGAUUGUAAUCCUGAAGUUGAUUAUGACACUGGUGUAUGA
Plasmopara halstedii is the source of this 1569-nucleotide messenger RNA. Its product is annotated as agc protein kinase. The coding region runs from base 1 to 1569 and encodes 522 amino acids. Gene Ontology annotation, molecular function: ATP binding; protein serine/threonine kinase activity. The transcript has a single exon. Gene Ontology annotation, biological process: protein phosphorylation. NCBI's taxonomy places the organism in Eukaryota, Oomycota, Peronosporomycetes, Peronosporales, Peronosporaceae. The record is from RefSeq and is a predicted model, not a curated record.